This is a messenger RNA of Protopolystoma xenopodis, 369 nucleotides long. The record is from the annotation of a GenBank genome assembly. Lineage: Eukaryota; Metazoa; Platyhelminthes; Monogenea; Polystomatidea; Polystomatidae.
GAAAUCAUAAUACUGGCUCCAACCCAACUUCUUUUAGAGACUAUUUUCUCCUCCAAACCUUUUUCCUCUCCACUUCUGAGCGACUUCAGAAGAGUCGAGCUGGAGGCCGUCGGGGAGUACAUUUUUAGGGAUCGUAUCCUCGAGGAUUCUGCCUAUUCUUCCCCAUCCGCUUUUGGCUCUUCCCAACCUUCUGCUUUCAGGCUUCCUCAUCUAUUAGCUUUGCCAUUUGGGGGCUAUCAGUUUGAUACUAACCGACUUUACCAGCACUUUCCUUUUAUUUUUAAUCUGCCGGCAGAUGUUAAGCAGCUACUACUUACCGUCUUCAAAUUGGUGGAAUGCAAACAAACAAUUCCAAAAGACUUGGUGUGA